CUCAUAUUUUUCUGACAGAGCACUUCCACAUUAUCCAGUCUUAGAAUCUUUUUGUUCUGAAUCCAAUGCAGAGCAGCGCGGCGUCACACGAGGACGCGCUCAACUUUCAUAUGGCACAGAUUGCGGGCUUGCUCGACCAUCUGCGCUCCACAUCAAACCCGACGCCCUCGUCUGCGCCAUCGUCAGCCAAGAGUGGGACUGGGGCUGGGACUGGGGCUGGGGCUGGGACUGGGGCUGGGGCUGGGGCUGGGGCUGGGACUGGCGCCGACGACAGCGGAGGACUCGUCCUUGCGUCACUGCGCUCGAGCUACACAGAGGCCCUCAUGUGCGCCCUGGCCAUCGCCCAGCAACCGAGUGGACGAGAUGAUGCAUUGACCUCGCACGCCGAACAUGGCCGAGCGGGGCAGCAGAGCGCGCGCUCAAAGGCCAAGACCAGUAUUGCUGAAGUCAGUGCCGCAGCCAGCGCAAGCCGGGCACCGCUGCAAGUGGGCUACAGGCGGAGACGACAAGGCGAACCCGAGCGAAACACCACUCAUGACGAAGACGAGGAUGACGAGGACGAGGACGACGACGAGGACGACGAGGACGACGACGACUCGAAUUCGGACGCGAGCGACGGUGAGCCAACCGCUCCGUCAACCACUGUCAGAAAGUCGGGCCAUGGCACAAACCCCAAGCUUGCUGCAGAGACUGCUACGAGACUGGAGCGCCACCUGUGGCAGCGCGGGUACUAUGCACGCAUUGAAUCGCUGCGAUCGUCGCGCUCAAAGCACGCGACUGCAAUCUCGCGCGCCAGCAUCGAGCUGCUGGCUUUGGCGCAGCAAAGGGACCCCAGCCCCCAGGCGACUGCCAGGCAGCAGGAAGUGUAUUCAAGCUACGAAACCGAGCUGCGGAGACUCACGCGGGCCGUUUCAGCGCUGCAGAAAACGCUCAUCGAGGCGCAGGAAGCGUACGCACAGCUGCGCGUGAGGCUGCUUGGCGAGCACCGCCUCGCGACUCCGUCAGACGGGCCCGUGCUUGACACUGACGUGACUCGGCUACGACAUUCCUUGCAUGCACUGUUGGUACAGAUGAUUCACCAGGCACUCGUGCGGCAAGGCGAUUUGGCGCGUUACCAAGUCCAAAAUGACCAGUACCUGGCGAUGAUUUCCGAAUUAACAGAGCAGCAGCGUGGGUCAGAUACUGGCGGCAUGUCUGCGCCCUCGGUUGGCCUCGUACUUGGUGCGCGUCCGUCUCCAGCCGCCGCUCGCGAGCGAAAUUACAAGGCGCCGAUCGUCCCCGCAAUCCCAAAGCUCCGGGUUGCCGAUCAGACUGCCGCCAAAGAGCUGUACGAGCAAGCAUUGCUCUGGAUCCCAGACAGCGGAAACGCAUUCAACCAGAUCGCCAUGUUGCUAGCGCACGAAGACAACCAAUUACCAAUGCUGUUUUAUUACACGCAAAGUCUCGCAUCGGCGUCGCCGUUUGACAAGGCCACGGACAACAUCCGACUCGUCUUUGACAAGAAUCGGGAGGCUACUGCCCGCGCAUUGUUCAAGAGCAGCGCUUUGCAAACAAAACCGGAAACUGCUGACAGUGGUGCUGCACCUACAACUCAGUCACCCAGUCCACUGACGUUGUUCUGGCAACGCUACUUGUUGGUUGUCGAUAUGAUUUCUUCGGGUGCGGAGACGUUUGAUCCCUCCUCGCAUUACCGACCGUCAUCGACGAACAACAGGCAAGCGGCUCCAAUGCCGCGACUCUCGCUUUCAGAUGUGAUACGGGACGCGUUGAGCGCGUUUGAACAGCUUCUCGGGGCAUGCGAUGCAACCACGCUCUUGAGCACAGAUCAAGUAGAUGUCAAUGCACAUCCGAGCGUCUUUUUCAGUACACCGCCUGCAAGCUCGACACCAUCACCCACGGCUGGCGUCGGGAGCACGUGGCUGGCGCAGCUCGUGGCCGUCGCCCUUUUCUUUGUGACACACGCAAUCGAAUGCGAACACUACGCUCAGAGUUCGCCGGAUUCCGCAAAUAUUUCUUCCGCCAUGCACGCCUUGAUCGAGUCCUCUUCUCUCUCACAAGGAUUGGUGCAAGCGCUGACCGCUCGUCGCAAUCGCGAGGGCAAAUCGUCGUCGCUUUCCGAAACUAGCAUGUCGUUUGUGUUUGACCUUAUUGCUGCGCUUGCCAAAAAGUCCUUCCUGACGGCAGGAUUCUCCAAUGCACCGGACCAGCUGUGCGAUAUGGCUGCACUGCCGGCACUCAAGCUGUUCAUGGACUGGUUGCAAACCCGCAGUGAUAUUCUGGCCUUUCCAAGCUUUAAAGCCAAGUGCCAGCAGAGUUUUCUCAUCAUUACUGCAGUGGUCAACGGAUUGUUGGAGCGAUCCGCCAGUCUUCGUUCGUCCAUGGAGCCAUGUCGUGAGAUUGCUGAACGAAUGCUCCUUGAUCAGCCUCCGUCGAAAGGUUGGCAACAAGUGGACGCCAACGUAGAGGAUUGGCUUGUUCGUGGUUGUGCCUUCAUGCAAGCAAAACACGACAAGCUGCGCUUUUUGCCAGAACAUCGACGUGACUUGCUUCUUCAUGGCAAUGUGCUUUCCAAAGUGAUGAGAUUGCACUGUAUCGUGGCUGGCGCGUAUUGGGCAACUUCGACAUAUGUUGGAGAUCGACCGUUGCUGUUCUGCUCUGCUCAGAGCAAUGGGGUCUUGCGCUCAUUUGCUACGGACUUGAAGCGCCUCAAGGCAGUGGCGAACGAUCCACCGCUUGCAACAGCUGUCUCGGGGCCGUCGUCGGGAGCGACGACCACACCGACCGAAACCCGCGUGCAAGCACAAGCGGCAGCUUCGUCCUCUCGAUCGCCAACAAGCAAUUUCGAUGAUGAAGCAGAUGCCGAGGAAGUUAUCGUGUUUCGUCCAUCUUCUCGACCUUCUCCGCAACAACCGCAGCUGCAACCGCAACCGCAACCACAACCGCUGCAGGCACAGCCACAGCGACAACAACCACCACAGCCGCAGCAUCACCAGCAGACCAAUGCCAAUCAGCCUUUUGAGGUGAGGCCGAUUGGAAUGCAAUCCCAAUCAUCAAUGUACGGGGCGACGUCGCUUUCAGCGGGUCUAAUCCAGUCUGUGCUACCUCCGACCACGCAACAGCACCAGCACGUGCCGAAGCACUACGGUUUUGUGCCGGGCGCGACGCCAGCUGCCGCGUUUCCAGAUCUGACCGCCACCGCUUUUGCCCCGUCCAUGUUCUCGUCGCCAAUGUUUGGUGCGUCAACCGGGUCUUCCUCUCUGUUUGCUCGGUCUCCCCAGAGUGUUCCACAGCCUCCAGCUGCCAGCCUUUGGACUCUGCCGUUGAAUGACCCUCAGGCUUUCAGACCAUUUAGUUCGGAUCCUCAAGCACCCCCUCCAGGUUACAUGUCAUAUCCUGUUCGAGGCCAGCCACCGACCUGAUGGGAUUCUGCAAUCGAUACAAGAGGAAUGUGCUUGAUGUUUUGAAGAUUAUGAGAACAUUGGACGAAACCUCGAUAUAAUAUCAACCGACAAAACAGAAAAUCGACAGACCAA
Molecule: messenger RNA, 3533 nt
Organism: Capsaspora owczarzaki ATCC 30864
Lineage: Eukaryota; Filasterea; Ministeriida; Capsasporidae
Exons: 5
Coding region: 66-3419 (1117 amino acids)
Biological process (GO): nuclear-transcribed mRNA catabolic process, nonsense-mediated decay
Cellular component (GO): telomerase holoenzyme complex
Molecular function (GO): telomerase RNA binding; protein binding; telomeric repeat DNA binding
Source: RefSeq, a predicted model, not a curated record